AUGGCAAUUAUGGCGCAGCUCUUAGCGAACGAAUUAUUAAUAAUGACUUUUAAAGAAUUAUUAAAUGAGACAAGUUUUGAAUAUAUGAGUUCUAUUUAUACAGUAUGUAAAAAAUGGAAAAAUUUAAUUGAACUUGUUUUGAUUGAAGAAAUUGAAUUUAGAUUAAAGAACAAACUAUUAAUUGAGAAAUAUGAAAUUAAAUCUGAAAUUGAGUGGAAUCAUAAAGAUUGUAUGUGUAUUUAUACCAAGGAAUUUAUUACAAUUGAAAAAUUAAUUAUUUCAUUAAAGAAAAUGUGUAUUAUUUUGGAUAUAUUGGAUGAAAAGUUAAAUACUGACAAAUAUCAAUAUAAAUGCAUAACUAAAAAACGUAUGUUUAGCGCAACUUUAUUUGAUAUUGAUUAUAUUGAUUUUGGUGAGGUUUACGUGGGUAAUAUCACUUCCCCAGUAACACAAAUUUUCUACCCUACGUGUCCUAAAAAUAUUCAUCAUACCCACCUCACCGGUCACGUGGGUAGAACUGUUGGUGUUACAACGGCAACGGAAAAUAAAAAUCGAUAA
Messenger RNA from Rhizophagus irregularis DAOM 181602=DAOM 197198, 558 nucleotides. Lineage: Eukaryota; Fungi; Glomeromycota; Glomeromycetes; Glomerales; Glomeraceae. The record is from RefSeq and is a predicted model, not a curated record.